GGCAGACCAGCGUGCGGAGCACUCUUUCGGGGCUAAUUUUGAGGCUAAUUUCAGUGGGCACACGACUUUGGCACGGUUCGCGAAGGAUGCCCCGCGGGCGAAAUUAAUUCAAUCACCAUCCCGCAAUUGGCGUCGACAAAUGAAGAAUUGAAUUCCGAUUCUCAGGUCGGUGCCCGUCGCGAUCCCCCCAAAUUAGUAGAAAGUGUUGCACCAAGUUGAUUGAAAGGCCAAACCCAGCCACAUAGUAUACAGGUUCUCGGCCAUGUUGAACUACCAGCACUCGCUGCCCGUCGGCAAUCCCGGGAGCUACUACUACGGCCCGACGGGAUCGCACUCCCUGGCGGUCUCCGGAGAGGGUUAUCCGUCGCAAAAUAUCGACUCGGAGGACAAACUAAUCGACCCGGAGGGCAAUGUCCGGGACCUGGAGAAGAUGCACAGGUUCUCGGUGGACAAUCUGAUCGAGCUGAAGCACGAUGGCUACGGCAAGAGUAAGCUGUCCAUGGAGCUCAACAACAACUACGGCGGCGGCAGUGUCGGCGGUGGAAGUGGUCUACCAGGCUGCCCAGGAAAUAUUUCAGCGGGUCACUCGAGGAAGCCGCGACGCAACCGCACCACCUUCAGUUCCGCCCAACUGACGGCCUUGGAGAAGGUCUUCGAGAGGACUCACUAUCCGGACGCCUUUGUGCGCGAGGAGCUGGCCACCAAGGUGCACUUGAGCGAGGCACGGGUCCAGGUCUGGUUCCAGAAUCGCCGUGCCAAAUUCCGCCGGAACGAGCGCAGCGUGGGCUCCAGGCCUCUGCUGGACCCUGCCCCCCAGCUGGUGCCGGCGCCCCUCGGGAAUAAUAUGCACAAAUAUGUGAAUCUGCCACACCCCCCGCCACCGCCACCGCCCGGAGCUUAUGCCCUAAACUUUGGGCCCCUGGAGCUGAGGUCGUGCCAGAACUACGGCAACUGCUACGGCGGAUUUGGUACUAGUCCGUCCACGGGCAACGGCGUAUGCUCGUUCUUCGGGGCUGCCACAAACUACUGUGUGGCAGCCAACUAUGCCAAGAACGCCGCCUAUCCGCCGCUCUGACGGCCACGGGCCACCGACGGUAUCUCUUUUAAUGGGCCCCAAGAGGUUACUUCAUGCAUAUGUAUUUCAAUUAGCCAAUUCUAUUAAUGCUUAAAAGUGUAUUAAAUAUAUACUUAAUACUAUUAAGACUAACAUAAAUUCGCCUACCUGACUAAUAUUUAAAUUAAUGACGCCACCAAGCGAGGUGUGACAGGACUUUGGAAAUAAACUAAAGGUUAUAGACAAUGUGACAUUUUAA
Drosophila bipectinata is the source of this 1313-nucleotide messenger RNA. Its product is annotated as retina and anterior neural fold homeobox protein 2. NCBI's taxonomy places the organism in Eukaryota, Metazoa, Arthropoda, Insecta, Diptera, Drosophilidae. Gene Ontology annotation, biological process: regulation of transcription by RNA polymerase II. The record is from RefSeq and is a predicted model, not a curated record. Gene Ontology annotation, molecular function: DNA-binding transcription factor activity, RNA polymerase II-specific; RNA polymerase II transcription regulatory region sequence-specific DNA binding.